UUUAGCAGCACUGUGGAGUCAUACAUGCCGAGUGGAACUAAUGAAAAUGUCCUCUUUAAGUUUCUUGUUGCGUGCGGAAGUUUACCAGGAGGCCACUGUGUUAACAGCACAACAGAAGUAGCGAAAUGACCUCCUCUUUAAGCCUUGAGCGUCCAAAAAGACACUUGAAGACGUCGAUUUUGUUGGUUCCACUCCUGCAGCUCCUUGGACUCUGCAGUGCUGAAGGAUUUGCCUCACUGUAGCGCAUAAUUCUGAGAUUAGAGUCAGAAUUCUGAAAAUAAAGUCAGAAUUCUGAGAUUAAAGUCAGAAUUCUGAGAUUAAAGUCAGAAUUCUGAGAAUAAAGUCAGAAUUCUGAGGAUAAAGUCAGAAUUCUGAGAUUAAACUCAGAAUUUUCUAUGACCUUUUUUUUUUGUCCAUGGCCCUAAUCCUCUUCCGUACUACCCAGCUUGGAAACCACAGAAAAAAAAUGUUCCAGUCAGCAGACCAAUCAAAAUCUUCGUCCCCUUUAGUGGAAAAUCUACACAACUCACAACAUCUUCAAUGCAAAGCUGUGAACGCAUCUACAGAGAGAAACAUUUGUACUCUUUACCGUUCAUGACCACAUCACUCAUGGAUCCUCUGCACAUCAUUAUGCCUCUUCUCUGGGGAGCAGUUUCCUGCAGUUUUAACUGGACUUCUGCAUCAGUGUCUGAGGUGACAGUCAGACGUGGAGACAACAUCACUCUCUAUUGUGACUGUAAAAUGGGAGAUGGAGAACUGACUGUGUGGUUCAGAAACUGUUCUAAUGAGAACCACACUGUUCUAGUUCUAACUGCAGAGGCCUACUUCCAACAGUUUGGGAAAACUCGGUUUAUAUGGACAAAGAACAUUUCCUCUGAUUCCUACGACCUGACGAUCAUCAAUGUCACCUAUUCUGAUGAAGGAUUUUACUACUGUGCAAAUGAAAAAAAUAAGGUGGAAGACAAAAAACAAGUUAAUGUGAGGAGUUUGUAUAAUUACAGCAGUAUCAUCAGAAAAAUCUCAGUCAGUACCGAUUCCAACAGGCCUCAUAACUGUACCAGUGACAGUCAGCAGAACGAUGAUGUGUGCUGGAAGCUGCUCUUCUUCUCUGUGUGUCCGGCUGUUUCUGUUCUCUCCGCUCUCCUUUCUGUUCUGGUUUACAGGAUUUGUCAGAAAUCAGCUACAUCUUCUCAAAAUUCUGAAAGAAAAGAAAACUCGAGAAAUCUGACAAGACACACUCAAGAAAAGGAUGAAGAUGUGUGCUAUGCUGCUCUGGAAAUCCAACAGUCAUCUAUGAAACCACAGAGGAAGAGGACGACGACUCAGACUUCUGACUUUAGUACAUAUUCUACUGUCAAUAAGUUGUAGAACAUUUUCAUUAGUGGACAUCGGUGACCUUAUUCUGCAGAAAACUAAAGUUCUGUUGUAAGAAUUUCUCUUGUCUGGAUCUGAAUUGUAAAA
This is a messenger RNA of Oryzias latipes (Japanese medaka), 1461 nucleotides long. The record is from RefSeq and is a predicted model, not a curated record. Lineage: Eukaryota; Metazoa; Chordata; Actinopteri; Beloniformes; Adrianichthyidae.